AAAAAAACUCAGAGCAAAACUACCUUGGCAGCUGAACGUGAUCGUGGCACCCAGGAAGGGGAGCUUUGGCAUGGAGGGCCUCCUAAUGGCCUCGUGGCCCAGCCGGGCAGGGCUCCCUCAGGUUGGAUGAUACCUGGCCGACUGCGGCGGGCGUGGAGCUGGGGUUGCUGCGUGGAGCACGGGUGUCCACUGUGGGGGCUGACGCGACGCGCCCUGCUGCUCAUGCCAGCGUGGCUCUGCCAGAAGGAAACUGGGGGCAGGACCCUCAGCAGGGCCCCAGCUGGCACGGCAUGGAGCGCUCAAGCAAGAUGGAGUUCUUCCAGAAGCUGGGCUACAGCCGGGAUGAUGUGGUCAGGGUGCUGGGCAAGCUGGGUGAGGACGCCCUGGUCAACGACGUGCUGCAGGAGCUGAUCCAGACUGGCAGCCGCCCUGGGGCCCACGAGAGCAGUGCUGUGCCCCUGCUCGUUCCCAGGGGCUCCUGCGGGGCCCUGGACUCGGCCCACUGCGGGCUGGCGGCAGAGCUGGAAGAAGAGCGUGGAGACCCAGCCAGUUCCUUGCGACCCAUAGUGAUCGACGGCAGCAACGUGGCAAUGAGCCAUGGAAAUAAAGAAGCCUUCUCUUGCCGGGGAAUCCAGCUGGCUGUGGACUGGUUCAGGGACAGAGGACACGCCUACAUCAAAGUUUUUGUUCCAUCCUGGAGGAAAGACCCACCAAGAUCUGAUACCCCUAUUAGAGAGCAGCACGUGCUGGAGGAGCUGGAGAGGCAGGCGGUGCUCGUGUAUACCCCGUCCCGCAAGGUGAACGGCAAGCGGGUGGUCUGCUACGACGACCGCUACAUUGUGAAGGUGGCCUACGAGCAGGAUGGUGUCAUCGUCUCCAACGACAACUACCGCGACCUCCAGAGCGAGAACCCCGAGUGGAAGUGGUUCAUCGAGCAGAGGCUGCUCAUGUUCUCCUUUGUCAACGAUCGGUUCAUGCCUCCCGAUGACCCCUUGGGCCGCCGGGGACCCACCCUGAGCAACUUCCUGAGCAGGAAGCCCAAGCCCCCAGAGCCAUCCUGGCAGCACUGUCCAUACGGCAAGAAAUGCACCUACGGCGUCAAGUGCAAGUUCUACCACCCCGAGAGGCCACACUUGGCGCAGCUGGCGGUGGCCGACGAGCUUCGCGCGCAAACGCGGGCCUGGCGGGGCGCGGGCGCCGAGGCGGAGCGGCGGAGGAGCGCGCGGGCGGCCCGGGACACCGCCAGCUGCGCCAAGUGUGGCCUCUCGGGGUGGNNNGGGCCCCCGGAGCCCGGCGUGCGCAGCCUGCACCCCGCGCGGCGGGCGGCCGACGUGGCCGCGCUCGAAGGCGGCUUCUCGCGCCUCGCCUUCAGCGACGACUCUGGGCCCCUCGGGGCGCCCCCUCGGGACGCCGGCCUCGCGCCCCGGCCGCGCCGUCCAGACUGGGGGGCGCCGGGGGCCUCGGCGUCCCCGGGAGCCCUGCCCGGCCUGCUGAGCCCCCAGGUCGGGCCGAGGGGGGGCCACGGCCCCGGGGCCCCGCACAGUGAUCUCCCCCAGCGCAGGAGGCCCGCCGAGCCGCGGGCCCUCCAACAAGGGACCGGCCGGUUCCCGGGCCGCUCGGCCUGGGCGGAACGCAGCUGGGGCGACGGCGCCUUUGGGGGACCUUCGGGGUCCCCGCCUCCUUCCGCUCCCGGCGAGGUGGACGCGCGUGCCCGGGCGCGCAUCGCGCUUUGCAGCAUCUUCCCGCCCCACCAGGUGGACAGCGUCAUGGCCCUGUUCCCGGCGCUCUCCGACGUCACCCGGCUCAUCCUUCUCAUCCAGAGAUUCCAGACGUCUGGGGCUCCCGUGGGGAAAUCCUAAGGAAGUCGUCCAAGCCACCGGAAGUCCCAAUCUUGCCUUGCCCCUUGGUCAGGGCGGGUGGUCGGCCUGCCCCUGGGGCGAGCCACCCUGCAGCCCUCUUUUCUUUCAAGAAGGUCAGGGAAGCCGGCUUCCUCACCCUCAGCAGCACCCAUGGUGGCACUUGAUGACCCUCACUGACACUGCAGGGCUUGCUGCUGGAGGUCCGUGUCCUGCAGAAUAAGGCUGGCCACAUCCAUGGAGGAAGUGGCCUCCUAUGUCUGGAAGACUAGAAGGUCCCAUGACGGCUCCAGGGGUUUGUCCAGAACACUGCAUGGCUGUUUUGUCAACCUGCAUUUGGGAUCCACGAGUGGGUCACAACGUCAAUUUAGUGGGGCACACCAGAAGGAGUGGUGUCGGAAAUCUCAGAGCACAGGCCACAUGACCAAGCUAAGUAUGAAACUCUUGUAUGUUAGCUACACGUGUGUGCACCUGUGUGCCCUUGGUAGCCGUGCAAACUUAACGUGGGUCAUGGGCAAAAGUUUGAAAAAUCCUGGUAAAUGGCUUUGGCUUUUAUUGCAUCACGUGACAUCUGAAAUACGUAGUCAGUUGACUGGUGGAGGUCUUGGCAUCUGAUAGGUUUCAUAUCAGCUGUUUCUUACCUCAUGAGAGGAACCUAGAAUUCUAGCCUUGAUGGGUGGGUCCGCUUGUCACUCUGUGUGGUUGGAGGUGGGGCAGGGGCACAUGGUCUUGAGGGCAGAGCACAGAUCCGCAACUGGUUGAGCCUUCUAAGUCACACCUCACUCCUGAGUCAAGGCCCAGUGAGUCAGGACUUGUGCUCAGAAACCUGCAGGUGGGUCAGUGAAGAGCUGGGAUGAGCCUCAGUCAUGGGGGUUUAUCGCCACCUUCCACCAGUGCUGUUUCUUCCAGCCAGCUACUGCUUUGAGUUUUGGGGAGGAGGGACCCACCUGCUUGCAGUGGACAGGACAUGAGACUGCUUGCGGGGUGUGAACCCUGCGUCCUCAGGGGCCCUGGCAUCUCUAGUGGGCAUCCACCCAUUCACUCUGGGUUACAAGUCCAGAUGUGCAGGUCUUAGCUCAUUUGUUCGUGAGGACCCUUGGUGGCUUGGCCAUCAGGGAGAAUGUGAGGCACCUCCCAGUGGAAAAUCAGCUCCCAUCCCCCAAAAGCUUCCUGCAGACUGGCGAAUGCAAAGGGAAACUCUUCUCAGAGCAUCGUUCAGCUGCAUGCAUUGUGGACACAGAGCAGGGUGCACCCCUGGGACCCUGGGAGAGUCUGCUUCUAGCCCUCUAGUUCAUGGUAAAUGCCGCCAGUGGAGGUACAGUGACGCUGUGUCUCCCUGUGACCCCUUUGACCUUUUUUUUUUUUUUUUUUAAGUAGGCUUCAUGCCCCAUGCGGAGCCCAACUUGGGGCUUGAAUUCACAACCCUGAGAUCAAGACCUGAGCUGAGAUCGAGAGUUAGAUGCUUAACCGACUGAGCCACCCAGGCACCCCCUUUUCGUCUUUUUAAACCAGAUUCUUAGAGUGGCUCCAGCCUGAUCUGUUCUUCACCUCUUUUUGCCAAAGAGGACAACUGCACCCACAGUUAUAUCUUAGUAUUUUGGGAACUUAGUCCUGAAGAGGCCCCACCCUUCCUGGAUAAAAUGGAUUUCCCUCGUGGUGUUUUGUUUUGUUUUUUCCUUUCUUUUGACAAGACAACUUUAUGUGUUUGUCUCUUGGGUCUGUCUCCUGACGUAGAGCCGUCUCCUUGCUGACUUACAGUUGGAGAUGUUUAAACUGCUUCCUUUGAGGACAAGUUUGAGUUUUAGUAAGCUGUAAAGCUAUUUUAUUUGGUUCACUGUGAUGAAGACAAGCACAAAAACAGGUGAAGAGACAGCGCUUUUCAGUGUAAUCCCCUUUGGAAUUUUUUCCAAAGUCUUGGUACGUCUUUUUGACACAAAACAUGGAUGGAUGGGUGACUGAAAUGUUCCUAGUUGCAUAACUGUCACCGUGAUCCAAAAAUAAAUCACUUUUAUCCACA
Molecule: messenger RNA, 3873 nt
Organism: Herpailurus yagouaroundi (jaguarundi)
Lineage: Eukaryota; Metazoa; Chordata; Mammalia; Carnivora; Felidae
Gene: ZC3H12D
Product: zinc finger CCCH-type containing 12D
Exons: 7
Coding region: 291-1859 (522 amino acids)
Cellular component (GO): nucleus; cytoplasmic ribonucleoprotein granule
Molecular function (GO): mRNA binding; metal ion binding; RNA endonuclease activity
Source: RefSeq, a predicted model, not a curated record